GCCGUAAAGCAUAUUUUAGCCCAGUCCAUCAAAUCCUUUACGUACUUCCGCCUUGAGACCUAGCACUUCUCUUCAGAUCGGCGGACAGGAGAAAGGGUUGCGCUGCAGAAUGCUGGCAACAAGAGCCCUGAGCCUUAUUGGCAAACGUGCCAUUUGUACAUCUGUUUGCGUACGUGGAGGACAUGGUGUUGCUAAGGUGGAGGACUACACUCUCCCCCCCUACUUCGACAGACGGGAGAUCCCUCUUCCUGAUGUUGCCUAUGUGCAGCAACUUACACCAGAACAGAAGUCGCUGAAGGAGAAGGAGAAAGGCUCCUGGGCUUCACUCACCAAUGAAGAAAAGCUUGCACUGUACCGCAUCAGCUUCAAAGACAGCUUUGCUGAGAUGAACCAGGGAACAGCUGAGUGGAAGAGUGUGGUUGGGGGCAUCAUGUUCUUCAUGGGUUUCACUGGCCUGGUUGUUCUUUGGCAGAGGAAAUUUGUGUAUGGACCUGUCCCACACACCUUUGACCAGUCGUACAAGGAGAAGGAACUGCAGAGGAUGUUGGACAUGAGAAUCAACCCAGUUGAGGGCUUCUCAGCCAAGUGGGACUACGAGAACAAGCAGUGGAAGAAAUGAUGGGCCAACACAAGCACUGCCUUUGCUUAGGCCUGGGCAAACCCAACUCAAAAUAUCCAAGAAAGUCUAUAUUUCUGAUUUUAUCAUUUGUUCCAAAUCUUGCAAUCUGCAUUGUGGAAGACCUCUUCCUCCUACGGUCCCUGUGUAUAUUAAAAUAAAAACGUUUAACCCAAGGAA
This is a messenger RNA of Cyprinodon variegatus (sheepshead minnow), 796 nucleotides long. RefSeq names its product cytochrome c oxidase subunit 4 isoform 1, mitochondrial (gene cox4i1). The record is from RefSeq and is a predicted model, not a curated record. The transcript has 5 exons. The coding region runs from base 110 to 619 and encodes 169 amino acids. Lineage: Eukaryota; Metazoa; Chordata; Actinopteri; Cyprinodontiformes; Cyprinodontidae. Gene Ontology annotation, biological process: mitochondrial electron transport, cytochrome c to oxygen.